AUGAAUGCUUUGCAGUAUGUUGCCGUCUCAAUAUUCUUCGUAAUAGCUUCACCUUUUCUGUUGGAGACGAGUCAAGCUUUGGUUCCUCAUAGACAAGAGCUGCUGCAUUCAAGAUAUGGACAUUCGACAUCACCAGUUCGGCAGCGGCUGAACAAUCCAGCAGUUCUGAGAUCAUCUUCGGAUCCACUCCGGCAUGAAAUCACAAACGAAAAUGAGGGUGAAAGCGAAGAUGCCAGUCAUUCGGUAAACGUUGAAAUGAACAGAGGGAUAGACGAAGAUCCUAUCGAUUUCGAACCACCAAUCUUCCCAAAAUCUCGGCAGGAGACCAAGUUCCUUUCGGCCACACUCAAGACCAAUGUAUUGUUUGAAGAAGCUCCCAGCAAGACGCUGAAGCAAAUGGUAGACGCCUUUGAAAAGGUGGAGUAUCCUAUAGGUACUACUAUAAUGGAACAGGGGGAUACGGAUGCCGACUUUAUGUUGGUUUUGGGAAGUGGCGAAUGCUCUAUUUGCAUUGAUGGUCAGCAGCUCAAGGCUCCAUAUGGAACCAUGACUAAGGGAAGCAUGAUUGGUGAACUGGGACUUUUGUACGACUCGGAGCGUGCGGCAACGGUGAUGGCCAAAACAAAUGUCACCGCCUUCCGCUUGAAUAAGGAUGCCUUUUCCCACUUUAUGAACAGCCUUCAAACCAAAGAAGAAAAGGACAUAAAAAAAGAAUUACGAGAUAUAGAUUUGGCUAUAGAUGGAAUUUCGGGCACCAGUACCAAAUAUGGCGGUGAUAUCAUCCGACAGUUCAAACCGUCUCCAUUUUGGCUUUGGCGAAGGUGGUCUGGAACUGUUUUGCAGCACGCUUGGAAAGCAGCUGCCCUAAACAUGAUAUUGUCGGCUAGUGUUAUCGCUCUAGUGAGACACCACUUCAAACCGACAUGGGCUAUAGGAAUGAUACCAGACUCCAACCUUCCCAUUAUUCAAAAAUUUCUUGGUUUGAGCAAACUUUGGCAUUACUUGAUGAAUAUCACAACAUUCAUCCUUACCUUCUUCCUCAGCCAAGCGUACGGCAUUUGGAGAGAAAUGUAUCGGAUCAUGAGAAGUAUGCAAGGGAAAUUUAGUGACAUUGGCCUGCUCUUGGCGUCCACGGUGGAACGGGAUCACCAUGGGCAGUACACCAAAGAGGGAGAGUCUCUAUUGAACGACGUUGCUGACUACUCGAGGAUGUAUCAUGCGUUUGCAUGGGCUCGGGCGACCAAUAAAUUCAAGAUCAUAUUGAGCAAAAGGGGAAUUAGUAGAAUGCUAAGUCGUGGUCUCAUGACUGGAAGUCAAUACGAUAUCAUAAGCAGUCUGAAUGAUGGAGCGAAUGGUCCUCAGAACGCCUGUCUCACUUGGAUCAUGAUCAGGUGCCUGAAUGCCAUGAAGGCACGAACGCUUCCGAAUGAUCAUGCUGUUCGUGAUGUACUCUUUGAAAAGGUGCUCCUUAUGCGAUCAUGCUAUGCCCAAAUUGGCGAUUUGAUCGCAGGUCGCAUCCCACUUGCUUACUGUCACUUUGUGCAAGUGCUCGUAGACUCUUUUCUUUUCUUGGCGCCAUUUGCUUUGUAUGUCGAGUUGGGAAUUUGGAGCAUCCCAGCUGUAGGAUUGUUGACGCUCUUUUAUUCUGGUCUACUGGAUCUCGCAAAGAUACUGUUGGAUCCGCUGGACAAUGAUGGUUACUACAAGUCACGCGUAAAUAUGGAUAUUGGAGUCCUCAUUCGGGAGUCGAACGCCAGUAGUUCUCAGUUCAAGUAUAGUGCUGAGAAGCUGCCAUUUUCGACCAUUUUUUGGGAUACUCGGUAG
Molecule: messenger RNA, 1824 nt
Organism: Cylindrotheca closterium
Lineage: Eukaryota; Bacillariophyta; Bacillariophyceae; Bacillariales; Bacillariaceae
Source: the annotation of a GenBank genome assembly